AGGGGCGCGGUGACGUCAGACGCACACACCCGGGCUAGGGCAGAAUGGCGAGUCAGUGCGGUAGCCCCAGAUGUACGGCGGAGAGAAGAGGUUUUCGGCGGGAACUGGAUUCGUGGCGGUACAAACUGAUACACUGUGUAGGAUUCGAAAGCAUCUUGGAAGGGCUUUAUGGACCAAGGUUACUGAGAGACCUCAGUUUAUUUGAUGACUGUGAACCUGAAGAAGUGACUGACUGGUCUAUGAAUGAAAACUGUUCAUUUUGCCACAUAAGGAGAGAAAAAGUAAAGGACCAUAUUUCGUCUCUGAGUGUGCCUACAACACUGAUAUCUACUGAGGAAUCUUUAUCUCAGGGGCAGUCCCACACUGAACAACUUGAAUGCCAAGCAGACAAGUUUCUUAAUGCUAUCUUUCACAAAAAAGACCUUCCUCAGAACUGUGAUCGCAACAUUCCUCUAGUUGCUCAGGAAAUAAUGAAAAGAAUGAUUCGUCAAUUUGCAAUUGAAUAUAUAUCCAGAAGUAAUUACGCUCGUGAAGCUCAGCCUGGAUCAACCGAUGAAGCUGUUUCGGUCUCAAAUGAUCCGCCUGCCAAGCAAACCCAGAACUUUCACGAGGAGCAGGAAGGACCCCUCGACCUCACUGUGAAUAAAAGUCAUCAGAAAAAUUUUCAACAAGUAGAUGGAGUGCUCGAUCUAUCAACGAAGAAGAACAGCAUAAAUUCCACCGUAUCAACUGGAUCUAGUCCUGCAUCAACCACUAUCAAAUUAUCAGGUUUUAAGAAGGAAACUGAUGCAGGAGUGGUGUCCAACUCUACUGAGAAAACUGGCUGCAUAAAUCAUGAAGCAUUAAAUGAAAUUUUAUCUACUUUAUGCCCUAAUCAUCGGAAACUUCUGACUACAAUGCUUAAGUGUCUAAUCCAAGAGAAAGACGUUUCCAAUGUGCAAUACAGAGAUCAAAGAAUUACACAAUUUAAAAAUUCCUCACCUGAUUUCAAUGAAAAUAAAAUAUGUGAGGGAUUAUGUAACUGUAACAGAUUCAAAUGGUGUGAAAAUUGCACCUUGCAAACUGUACAGCAAGUUCCUUUUCCAUGGGUUUCUUGCUGCUUAAGAAACCUACGUUGUUUAUCAUGCAAAAAAGGAACUCAUGGCUGUCUCACCAUAAUAAGUAAUGGAGUUUGCAAACAGUGUAACAGAAGCAAUAUCUACCAGAUUUGUACUGGGUCUUAUAAACAUUUGUCUGGAUGCACUUAUGCUGAAGAAAGUACCAUUCAAGCUUGCAGUGAACCUCCAGAUGAAGAGACUUGCAGCAUAGAAACACCAGAAUCUUCAGCCCUCCCAGGUAAUGUCACAGAUUAUAGUAAACCACGAAGUCCAUCCCCUCCACCUCUAUCACCAGUAAGAACUGAUGAGUUUGAAAUUGAUGAAAUGAGCAAAACUGCUUCAGCUUUGAAUGCUGAUAGUAUUGAGCUUAUUAUUACUCACCCUCCCUCUCUCUCACCAGAAGAGGAAAAGGAUUGUGACUCAGUAGUCUCAGGCCAAACACACAAGUCAAAAUUUGCAGAAAAAUUCGAGGAAGGAAUAGAUGAGUUUGUGGCAGUUGGUGAAAUUAGUAGAUCAUCAGAUUCUGAGAAUGAUCUGGAAAAAGGUGAAAAUUCUGCUUCGUUUCAGGAGGUAAUGGAACGAAUAAAUGAAAAGUUGAAAACAAUAGAAACAACAGAUGAUGGCCAAAUUUUGGCUGAUCUCUUCAACAAUGAUUCUUACCAAGGCAGUAAUGGUAGUUUUAAGUUGAGAGAAAUUGCAGCCACUUUGCUACACAAAGCAAAGGUCAGCGAUUAUAGCCUAAUGGAGUUACUUAGGCAGCAUGAGGAAAACCGAAUAAUUCAAACACGUUUUCGGAAACGUCAAGAAACGUUAAUUGCUCUGCAUAACUCUCCAGAUUCUCCAUUAUCUCGACGUCAAACAGUGCAAAUAAAGAGAGACCUUGCAAAUCUUGACCAGCUUUUUUCAAGUAAGAAAUCGGCAUCUGAAAAAUUUGGAAAGCGGCUAGCAAGGAGCGGCAUUAGAGAUGCAUGCUCACUAGCCAGAGAAUAUUCGCCCAUCAGUGAAGAUUUGCAAAGUGCAAACAACAUAAAUAAAUAUUGUGGUGGUUUCCAUGAUCCAUGCAAAACUGAAUUUAAGAGCUUAUCUGAAGAGCAUGUAUUUGGUGAAUCGGGAGACGUGACAGAAUGCAUAAAUUCACCAGAGAGUUCAGACUUGGAUCUGUUAAACAUUCUUGAGGUAACUGACAUGGAUGUCGAGACUCCCAGGGAUAGCACUGACAACUCAGUAGUUGAUCCUGGUUAUAAAGAUGUGCCUGUGGUCUUGCAAAAUUCUGAGAAGAUAGAUUGUAGGUCGAAUAUUGGCAGGGCCAAACGAAAUAUUCUGCCUCCAGAAAGGUUUUCUAUAUACAUUACUGAGCCUAGAAAAAUGUUUUAUGCUGCUUGUUUUUCAGAAAAUCCCCAGCGUAAACCUAUUAAGACAAAAAAACCUGACCUGGGCUGUGAGAGUAGUGCUAGUAAAAUGUCUAACACUGACAGCCCCAUGAAGCAAGAGCUACUCAAUGGACAGGACAAUAUAAUUGUAUAUGAAGUGACUGAAAGCUUAGAAGUAUCCACUUCUAGUCAGACUGAACUUCUGAAGGGCAAAAAUAGCAUAAGCAAUGAAAAUCUUGGAAAUGAGCCUAAUAUACCUGAGGUGGUACCAAAUGAACUUGUGGAUCAAUGUAAUAAUAAAAUGCAGAAGACAACUACAGUGUUGAACACUGACCCAGUGGAAGCAGUUUGUUCCAUGGAAUGUAAUGGCCCUGCACAAUCUGAUAUUUGUAUUAAUUUUUGCACUAAGGAUUACUCAAAAUUUGUGGACAAGCAUGGAAUUUUGGAGAAUGCAGUAAACAAUUUACUGUCCGGUUCACCUGAAUCUGGAGCCGCAAAUAUACUUGAGUCUAAUUCACUUUUAGGCAGUGACUACCUGAGUGUAAUUUCUCCAUUGCAGCAAAAAGACUCUGCAGAGGAAUUUCAUGGCAAGCCUGAUAGUCUACAACAUGCAACUUGUGAAUGCUCAGUUUUUGAGAAUACUGAUUCUACAAAUAAAACGGGUCAGAAUUGUCCAAGUAGCUACAGCAGCCCCAUAAAACUAAUGUUUCUGUCUAAGAUAAGCAGUGAAAAAGGAAUUAAAUAUACACUGACAUCUGUAAACUCUUCUAAGGUUGACACAACCAGCUGUAUUUCAGACCUUGAUCUUGAUGUUCUCCUUAAAACACCAGAGGAAAGUAAUUCAUUCGCUGCUGAAAGUAGUAAUAUGCCAGAAUAUUUCCCAAACCGAUGUCCUAAAAGUGGUGAUACAGUGGAAUAUUUCCCAAAUUCAGUAGGUGAAAGCGGUCAUGCAGCAGAAUGUUUGCAGAGUUGUUCAGAAAGCUCACCUGCCUGUGAGGAAGUAAAUUGUAGUAUUGAAAUGGAUACCUGUAGUUAUAAUAGUUCUGCAUUUCGUUCCAACAGUUUUACAAGAAAAGCUGCAGUUGAAAUUACUGAUCAAAUAAUAGAAUUGGCAGCAACUCCAAAAGAAAUGGACGAGUCUAUUCUAAAACGCAAGCCUGGUCGUCCCAAAAAACUAGGCCCACCUGUGGAAAAACAGAUUAAAAGGCCAAAGGGCAGACCACCUAAACCUAAAGUAGAACUGUCCGAACCUGUCGAAUGUACAGCUGAAGCUCCAGAUAGUGGAAAAGUCAGUACAUUACGUUUAUCUUCCACAGACGAUAGCCGCAAUAUUAGAAUUACCGUUGUCUAUGGAAGAUCAAGACGGUUCAGAAGGUUUGUGUCCAAGAAUGAUAAAAUUGUAGUUAAUGCUACUAAGAGUGAUUUAAAGCAAACUUGUGAGAAACAAAUAGAAGAAAUGGUGCAGGGGUCUGCAAAGGAAUUUUUUGGUAAGCCUCCUAGUUCUGCAUCUUUGACCCAAGGUGAAAAUCGAUUUGAUUUAGUGAGACCCAUUAAAGAUAAAACUGUUUUGCUUCAUACCAGUGGCAAUGCUAUUUGUCCAAAUAGUAAGCCGACUGCUGUUAAAACUUCUAACAGUGGACAGCGAAAGCCUGGGCGCCCUGCAAAAGUUAAAAUUUCAGGUAUAUCAGUAACUGUUGAUGCAGUAUCACCUCAGGAAAGAAAAGUCAGUAUUAAUAGUGUAUUACCUCCAUUAGUCCAAGAGUAUUCACCUUCAAAUAAAUUGUCUGUAGAUGCAUCAAACAAAGAUGGUGAAUCAUCUGCAAUAAUACAAAAUGAUUGUGAAAUAAGUUCAAAGGAUAGUCUUGGUGACAAGAAAGCAAAAUCUGUCCUACCCUUGAGACAUUCUGUUAGACUCAAAAAACCAUCUCUACACUUCCUGCAUUCUUUCGCAAGCUCCAGUUCAUUUUCUCAAAGUAAUGCUUUGGUACACAAAUCUCGGAAAGUGCUUUUAAACAAACCAGGGAAUGAACUUGCUAAAAACAGAAAUUUGGAUAUUACUAUGUUAUCUGAAAACAUCACCUCAAAUCUUCCAUCAGGGAAUAAGAAAGAGGAAACCACAAAUGAAGUAGCUGAAUUUGGCUGUAGUUCGGAACUAUCAGCAGAUCCAAUUUUUGUAUCGAGCACUUCACUGAAAUGGUGGCACACCUCCAUUUCAAAACAAACUUUGCAGGAAGAACUUGACAAGCAAUUUGAACAGGUAAACCGUGGCUGGCUGCCUGUUGAUCCUGCAGAAUUGAGUACUUCUGACAAAAGAAAAUACCCAGGUCACUUAGAUAGAGUAACUAAAUCCGUGGUGAUUGUGGGUGACGAUAAGCAUGUUCAAGUUUCUCCUAUCCAAAUGUUGUUUCAGGAAAAUUGUAAUAUGGAUAAAAUUUGUGCAUGGUUCAUGCAAACAACAGAAACUCAUUCAUUAUCUAUUGUAAGAAAAGAGAAUGCACGUGAUCCUAUUGAAGUUCUGAAUGCUAAUGGAGUUUUAACAGCAGGAAGUCAAGUUGAUACUUGUCCAAAUCCUCAAGCAGAGCAUUUAAAAAAGCACCUUAAAAAAUUUGCACUAGAAUCUCCUGUAAAACCAAGAACGCACUUCCCUCCUUCAAGCAGAAUGUCCAAUUUAAAAGUCUAUAAAGACAGAAGGAAGCUUUUACGACUUUGCUGUAAACCACAACAUUCAAGCCACAAAGAAUUGUCACAGCAUCGUAGAGUUCAGUAUGAACAAUGGAAAUCUGUUUGGAAAUGUGUAAGCGGAAAUCCACAGUACCAAAAUCUGAAACCAAACACCAUGAAAACAGCAGUCAGCAAAAACAGUAAGAACACUGAGCUUGAAAUUAAUAGCUUUCCACCUGAGGGAGAGCCAGUAUUAAUGUCCAGUGGAAAGGAAAAUGAAAGCAAAGAUAAACUUAAACCUGUAAAUAGCAUAGAUGUUGGUUUAUCUGACUGUGCCACCGUACAGAACUUAAAUUCAACAAACUACCCCAAGUGCAAAAGAACUGAAAAACUUGAAUCCAUAGCAGAAGAUUCCGAACAAGAGUCCGUUCUGGAGGGGCAACACAAAACCACUUUCCAAAAUGCAAACUGGAAACUGGGCAAUUUUAAAGAGUGUAGGGUAUUUCUAAGAAAGAUAAACUCUCUGGAACAGAGCCAUUUUAGAAAUUACAAUGUCUGGCAGCAGUCCAAAAAUAGAUUAUCUGAUACUAAAGGCACAAGUAACCUUCAGAGGUACACUGAAGAACAUAAUGAUUCUUGCGGUGAAGUUAAUGCAUUUGAAACACAAAGUUUAAACUCUACAGGUCCUACUUUAUGUGAACUGAAAGGGAAGAGAAAGCACAAAGAAAGGACAAGUAAUGAGACUGGAUUAAGCAGUUUGCCAUCUAAAAAAGUUCAGCACUUUCCCAGCAAGUGGUCAAUGCCCUGCCAAGUUGACAACGAUCACUUUCCUUCACUGAGUAGCUACAGUAACCCAGUCAAAGAAAAUAAAUCACAAAAGGAAAAUGCAGAAAUAGUGAAGAGUAAUGCAGGGAAAAGGAAAAGAUGCCAAGAUGUGAGCACAACUGCAGCAACAGUGAAGAGGCUGAGACGGUCAUCUGUUGAACAAAGACUACCGUAUAAUCAAUUACAGUUUCAAAUAGGAAACUCAAGUUGAUGCAGGAUUAUACCGUAACAAUGGAUGACUGAAAUAAAACAAUGCAUCAGUUCCUACCAAGACUUGGCACAUCCUGUCAUAAAUUGAGAAUUUUAAGAAGAAAACUUUCUUAUCUCACUCAGCAUCACAUUAGUGCCUUAAUAUUCAGCCUACUGAUUCAGGUUGAAUGUAUGUAGCAAUAACACUUGUAUUUGCUGCUUUGUAGCCAAAACCUGAAGCUGUGUGAACAAUGUUGUAGAUAUCAGAGGUUGCACUAAUACUUUUUUGUAGAAAACAUUCUUACUCUUAUUUUGUUCUGUCUUGUAAGAACCGUUUAAAUCUACAGUUCAACAUUCCUCUUAGGUUACUACUAGAUCUCAAUGUACUUUACAACAAAAGCAUUAAUUGUCCAAAUAUUCAUUUUUUUUAAUGAGCUCUUCUGUUUGGAAUUUAUUUGCACCAAGCACAGCACGUUUGAAGGUCGCAAUGCAGUCAAGGUUUAUAUGACAUUUUUGGAAGAGAAAUGAUGGAGCAUGACGUAUUUUCAUUAUCCGUGUUUUUGAAAACCAUAGCACUUCAGUAAUUGUACUUUACUUUAUACUUUAUUCACUUUUGAUGUAUAUUACAUUGUAAUUUUUUAUAAAUUUGUAUCCUUAAUGAGUAAUUUGGUGAACUUUCAAAAUUUUAAACAGUUUAAAUUGUGUUUUUGUGGAAACAGCUAUUGAUGCAGGAGUAAAAACUACCUCAAACAGUUAAGUGAUGGUCUAGUUUAAACCUUUUGUUGGGUUGGAGGUGUCCAUUGAUACAAUAAGUGUAGACUGCAAUGGUACCCGAAGCUUUCUGUUACAAGUCGUCAGCAAUUAUUUGGUCACAGACUUGAGAAACUGGCCAUUAUAGUAUCAUCGUGAUCCAAAUACACACAGCAGCAUAUUUUUCCAAGCACUCUUCCUCAGUGACAUUUAACUCAGGGAAAAUAAAACUUGUAUUUUGUUUCCAGAUAACUAAGUCUGGAUAGAAGUGCCCUGUGGUAAUGUGUUACUAUUCUGAAUGUGAUUACCUGGAGUGCAGCAUUUCUCUACUAGAGUUUUUAUUUUUACAGCCAUGUGCACCUUGCUUAUUCAUUGCCCUGUCAACUGUAUUAAUAUUUAGAAAUUUUAAGUUGUUGUACGACAUUAUCUUGACUAGAAUGAGUUUUUUGGGUUGUAAAAUGGAAAAAAAAAGUUUCAUCUUUUAUUUUUGUUCACA
Molecule: messenger RNA, 7388 nt
Organism: Rhincodon typus (whale shark)
Lineage: Eukaryota; Metazoa; Chordata; Chondrichthyes; Orectolobiformes; Rhincodontidae
Gene: lcorl
Product: ligand dependent nuclear receptor corepressor-like
Exons: 8
Coding region: 45-6164 (2039 amino acids)
Biological process (GO): regulation of transcription by RNA polymerase II
Cellular component (GO): nucleus
Molecular function (GO): DNA binding
Source: RefSeq, a predicted model, not a curated record